Messenger RNA from Pocillopora damicornis (cauliflower coral), 1403 nucleotides. RefSeq lists its product as uncharacterized. The record is from RefSeq and is a predicted model, not a curated record. Lineage: Eukaryota; Metazoa; Cnidaria; Anthozoa; Scleractinia; Pocilloporidae.
AUGUGGAGUGACGUCGAUGCAGCCACAUGGGAGUUGAAACAUAGCGGAACUCCGAACACGGACUGUCAGCCAUCAUUUACAUCUGUGGCAGGUAAAGUGAAACAUGGUAUGUUCAGUGCAGAUGAAUGCAAGACCUCAUUGACAGAGAACGCCGACGGAAUUACUUUGGACUACGAGUUUAAGAUCCAAGUUAGUGCUUCUGGUAGUCCGACUUUUCCAUAUGACCACGAGUACACAAUAACAUGUACGUAUAUCAGGGAAAAACAGGGUCUUCAGGCCAGCUUCCUAACUCAACAUUCAGUCACUGAAACUGGUACUGAUGUCACGGUCAAGGGUCCGUUCAGUGGAGACACUUGGUCUCCACAUUUUUGUUUUCGAGUUGGUGAUAAGAUCGAUCAAGCUGUCGUGCGUCAUUUACAGCCAAGCUCUGAGACGGGUAGCUGUAACUUGUCGAUAGCAGACCUUGCAUCUAUUACUGUUCAGUUUUUUUCUUACGAACUUCUCCUUUCAAAAGCAGUUUCUAAGAGAAGUGAAUUUCCAAGCUUUGGAAAUCAAUUCCACAAGAGUUCCCCUGAAAACCCAUUAAGAAGUGAGAAAAAAAUGAAGCAACCACCUUGUUUGCCGAUCAUUGUCGUCCUUCUUGCGUUUUAUUCUGCGCCUUCUUAUGAACAAGAGACAACGACCAUUGAAAACAUUAUCUGCGGAGACGUCUCAAAUAUCGAGUUUACACUCGUCAUCCCUGAUAUCAAUCAGUGGGAUGACGGCAAUAAAGCCAUGUGGGAGUUGAAACAUAGCGGAUCUUCGAACGCAGACUGUCAGCCAUCAUUUACAUCUGUAGCAGGCAAAGUGAAAUAUGGUGCGUUCAGCGCCGAUGUUUGCAUGAACUCAUUGACAGAGAACGUCGACGGAAUUACUUUGGACUACGAGUUUAAGAUCGAAGUUAGUGCCUCUGGUAGUCCGACUUUUCAGUAUGACCACCAUUACACGAUAACAUGUACAUAUAACAGGGAAAAACAGGGUCUUCAGGCCAGCUUCCUACCUCAACAUUCAAUCACUGAAACUGGCACCGAUAGUGGUGAGCUGGCUUUCACUUUUGAGUUAUUGGACGGCAGCACCCCAGUAGUCCCUAGCACGGAAAUUACUUUGGGGACAGACCUUAUCGGAAAAUUGACGGUUUCAGAAUCUGGUUUUCCAACCAACAAGUUUAACGUUUUUUUCGUAUCUGUCAAGGCAGACAAAGAAACCUCCGAUAGCUCGAUCACUUUGAUUACGAAUGGGUAAGUUCCAAACUUUUAUCUAUAGCCAUUAAAAGCAGUUUCUUUAUUAACAACACUCACAUACAUACCGAUGUAAGUUUUAGCUCGUUUUCAUCGAUAAUUUGAGUAGCUUUGCUUUAUUUUUUC